Molecule: messenger RNA, 2515 nt
Organism: Arabidopsis thaliana (thale cress)
Lineage: Eukaryota; Viridiplantae; Streptophyta; Magnoliopsida; Brassicales; Brassicaceae
Product: Putative AT-hook DNA-binding family protein
Exons: 1
Coding region: 1009-2028 (339 amino acids)
Biological process (GO): regulation of DNA-templated transcription
Cellular component (GO): nucleus
Molecular function (GO): minor groove of adenine-thymine-rich DNA binding
Source: RefSeq, marked reviewed
GAUUUGUCAGCGCCUUCUUCGCGUCUUCUUACUACUUCACUCUCUCCAAUGCCAUAUCCCCACAUUGCAUCCUCUAUCUUUUUUUUUCUUCUUAAUAUAGUAUAUUAUACCACACAAUUUAUCUACUUUAUUGCUCAUGCGCCUGAAAUUCUUUAGUUUUUGUUAAAACAAGUAUAUAUCUCACUUCUUUGUACUUAGUUGCCCUAGAAGUUAGAAGAUUCUUAUUUUUAUAGAGAAAACCAAUUACAUGUGCGUACAUAUAUAUAUAUGUAUGUGUGCAACAUAUACUUAAUGUAUACGUAUUUAAAUAUAUGAUGUUAGGAGUACUUAAUUACUAUUCAGUAUACAUACACGUUGCGGAAAAUUACAAAUCGGUGCUAAAACUGUUUUUACAUUAUAUGAAAAUUGCUUCAAACCAUUUUUCAUUACAAAUCAAUUAUCAUGUAAGCAUAAAAUCUAUACUUAUCGAAAUUGAGAGGGAUUGAAAUAUUAUACCAAAACAAAUGGCGUAGAAGUGGGGACCAAAGCACCGCCUAAAACAUGAGAAUGAUGUCAUUAUCAUAAGCACAAGAAAAAAACAAAAGCUCUACAUCUCUCUUCUCUUCUACCUCUCUCUAGAUCUUAACCCUAAUUUACCAAUCACCAACCAAAGCAAAUUAAGUAGACAACCCCCACAGACACCUCAAAACACCAACACAUCACAAAUAAACUAAAAAGUAAAAAUUACAAAAGAAGAGAGUGAAAAUAAAAACCAGCCAAAAGCCCUUUUCACUUCCUUCCAAGUACAACUCAAAUCAGAAGAGAAGCUAUAAACAAACCUAGAGAAAAAGAGAAUAGAAGACAAGAGUAGAGAGAGAAAAUAAAACCUUACCAAAUCAAUCAAAGAAUAAGAUGAAGAACAAAAUUCCAGCUUGAUGUAUUUUGUGAAAACAUUAUUAUUCUUUUCCUCUUCUAUCUAGAGUCUCUCCUAGGUCAAAUUAUCAAAAUCAAUUCUCAUCUCAACAUAGAAUGGAUCCAGUUCAAUCUCAUGGAUCACAAAGCUCUCUUCCUCCUCCUUUCCAUGCUAGAGAUUUCCAAUUACAUCUUCAACAACAACAACAACAUCAACAACAACAUCAACAACAACAACAACAACAGUUCUUUCUCCACCAUCAUCAGCAACCACAAAGAAACCUUGAUCAAGAUCACGAGCAGCAAGGAGGGUCAAUAUUGAAUAGAUCUAUCAAGAUGGAUCGCGAAGAGACAAGCGAUAACAUGGACAACAUCGCUAAUACCAACAGCGGUAGCGAAGGUAAAGAGAUGAGUUUACACGGAGGAGAAGGAGGAAGCGGUGGUGGAGGAAGUGGAGAACAGAUGACAAGAAGGCCAAGAGGAAGACCAGCAGGAUCCAAGAACAAACCUAAAGCUCCAAUAAUCAUAACAAGAGACAGCGCAAACGCGCUUCGAACUCACGUCAUGGAGAUAGGAGACGGAUGUGACAUAGUUGACUGUAUGGCUACGUUCGCUAGACGCCGCCAAAGAGGCGUUUGCGUUAUGAGCGGUACAGGAAGCGUUACUAACGUCACUAUACGUCAGCCUGGAUCGCCACCUGGCUCGGUGGUUAGCCUUCACGGCCGGUUUGAAAUCCUCUCUCUUUCGGGAUCUUUCUUGCCUCCGCCUGCGCCGCCUGCAGCCACCGGACUAAGCGUUUACCUAGCCGGAGGACAAGGGCAGGUCGUUGGAGGUAGUGUGGUGGGACCUUUGUUGUGUUCGGGUCCUGUGGUGGUUAUGGCGGCUUCUUUUAGCAAUGCGGCGUACGAAAGGCUGCCUUUGGAAGAAGAUGAGAUGCAGACGCCAGUUCAAGGAGGCGGUGGAGGAGGAGGAGGUGGUGGUGGAAUGGGAUCUCCCCCGAUGAUGGGACAGCAACAAGCUAUGGCAGCUAUGGCGGCGGCUCAAGGACUACCACCGAAUCUUCUUGGUUCGGUUCAGUUGCCACCGCCACAACAGAAUGAUCAGCAGUAUUGGUCUACGGGUCGGCCACCGUAUUGAUUAUUAGAUUGCUAUUAUUAUAUAUACAUGAUCAAUGGAAUAUAUACAUAUAUAGCUAUGUAUUUGUAUAUAUGUAGCUAUUUACUAAUAGAUCUUACAUAUAUAUAAAGCAAGCUAACAUGGAAUCAUUAAAAGGAGGUCUACGAAGUAUGACGUGAAGUUGAAGACGGCGAUAAUAUUGAAGAUCAACAAUUCAGUAGAUGGUUUUCAGGUUCUUCUUUGUUUUUUUUGUUUCCUUUGGGUUCGUUUUAGUGGUAGAUCUUUUUUUUUUAAUGUUUGAUUAUGUGAGGUUAAUUUAAGUUGUUAUUUACUUUAUUGAGAUUUCUUUGAUGAAUUUGAUUCUUAAUUAUGUUCCGUAUGUUUUGCUCGUUUACAAGAAUUACUUAAUUAUCCAAAAUUAUUUUUGGUUCAAGUUAUUACUUUAACUAUUGUAAUUCAACUCCCAUAGAUGUUUUUGUUAUUAAUAUCUUACGGUAUUUUAGAUAAU